Capsicum annuum is the source of this 6661-nucleotide messenger RNA. RefSeq names its product putative late blight resistance protein homolog R1A-10. The transcript is spliced from 4 exons. Gene Ontology annotation, molecular function: ADP binding. NCBI's taxonomy places the organism in Eukaryota, Viridiplantae, Streptophyta, Magnoliopsida, Solanales, Solanaceae. The coding region runs from base 1 to 2310 and encodes 769 amino acids. The record is from RefSeq and is a predicted model, not a curated record. Gene Ontology annotation, biological process: defense response to other organism.
AUGUAUAUAUGUUAUACAAAUUUGAAAGAUUCACCAUUAUCAGUUGAAGUGGGACGCUUUAUUAAUCAACUCCUUGAAACCUCUCCAGAAGUUCUGAGAGAAUAUCUGAUUCAUCUACAAGAGCACAUGGUAACUGUUAUUACCCCCAGCACUCCAGGGGCUCGAAACAUUCAUGUCAUAAUAGAGUUCCUAUUAAUUAUUUUUACCGAUGUGCCCAAUGACUUUAUUCAUCAUGACAAAUUAUUUGAUCUUUUAGCACGUGUUGGAGCACUUAUCAGGGAGGUAUCAACUCUUGUUCACGACUUAGAAGAAAAAUCAAGGAAUGAAGAGAGUACCUAUGAAACAAGUUGUGCAACUCUAGACUUGCUGGUAGAAAAAAUUGAAUUCCUCAAGGAAGAUCUUGAACAUGUUUAUCUGAAAGCCCCGGAGCCAUGUCAAUGGUGCUUCCCCAUGAAUGAUGGACACCUCUUCAUGCAUCUUCUACUCAUCCACUUACAAAAUUUGCUAGAUUCUAAUGCUUAUUCAAUUGCAUUGAUAAAGGAAGAAAUUGGGCUGCUGAAAGAAGCCCUCGAAUUCAUAGGAUCGUUCUUAGUGAAUGUUGAGCAAGGAUUGUAUAAAGAUCUCUGGGCACGUGUUUUAGAUGUGGCAUAUGAGGCUAAAGAUGUCAUUGAUUCAAUUAUCGUAAGAGAUAAAGGUCUCUUACAUCUUAUUUUCUCACUUCCCAUCACCAUCAAAGAGAUCAGGCUUAUCAAAGAAGAUGUCUCCCAAUUACCGGAGAAGAUUCCCAAGAACAGGAGCCUCACUAUAGUAAACUCUCCAAAGCAGCCAGUUGAAAGCAAGUCAUUGAUAACUAGUAAAAUAAUUGUAGGUUUUGAGGAGGAAACAAACUGGUUAAUUAAUCAGCUCACCAGUGGGCCGAAAGAUCUUGAUGUCAUUUCAAUCACUGGUAUGCCGGGUUCGGGUAAAACUACUUUGGCGUACAAAGUAUACAAUGACAAAUCAGUUUGUAGUCAUUUCGACCUUCGAGCAUGGUGCACAGUAGACCAAGAUUAUGAUGAGAAGAAUUUGUUGGUGAAACUCUUUAAUCAAGUUACUGGCUCGUAUUUGAAGUUCAGUGAGGAUAUUGAUGUUGCUGAUGAGCUACGGAGAAAAUUGCAUGGAAGUAGGUACCUCAUUGUGUUAGAUGACGUGUGGGAUAUUGACACAUGGGAUGAUUUAACAAGACCUUUCCCAAAUGUUAAGAAAGGAAGUAGAAUUAUUUUAACGACUCGGCAAAUGGAAGUGGCUUUUCAUGGAAGGGGCACCACUGAUCCUCUCAACCUUCGAUUGCUAAGACCAGAAGAAAGUUGGGAGAUAUUAGAGAAAAGAGCAUUUGGAAAAGAGAGUUGCCCUGAUGAACUAUUGGAUGUCGGAAAAGAAAUAUUUCAAAAUUGUAAGGGACUUCCUUUGGUUGUUGAUCUGAUUGCUGGAGUCAUUGCAGGUUUGGAAAAGUCAAAGGCUAUGUGGUUUGAAGUUCGAAAUAAUUUGAAUUCCUUUAUUUUCGGCAGUGAAGUUGAUGUGAUGAAGGUUAUAGAAUUAAGUUGUAACCAUUUACCUCAUCACAUGAAGCCAUGUUUUCUCUACCUUGCAAAAUAUCCGAAGGACACAAAAAUCAGCAGAGAUUUGUUGAAAGUUUAUUGGCGUGCUGAAGGGCUUGUUGAACAGACAGAGAUGAAGAGUUUGGAAGAAGUGAUGGAAAAUUAUUUGGAUAAUUUAAUUUCCAGUAGCUUGGUAAUUGCUUUUAAUGAGAUAGGUGAUUCCCCGAGUUGCCAACUUCAUGAUCUUGUGCACGGCUUUUGUUUGAUAAAAGCAAGACGGGAAAAGUUAUUUGUCUGGAUAAAUUCAAGUGUUUCAUCUUCUUCUUCAGAUUUGAUGCCAUGUAUAGUAAACAUUGAUUAUCAUAAGGAGCACUUUGAGCUUAACAAUUUCGUCCUGUUUAGUUCAAAAAUGGAAAGGCAUUCUGAUAAACACCUAUAUUCUUUGUGGAUAACUGGAGACAAGAUGGAAGAUCGUCUUUUUGAUGCAUGUCACCUAAGAGACUUGAGGCUUCUAAGAGUGUUGGUCUUGGAUCCCUCUUUUAUGAUGGUGAAAGAUUCUUUGCCGAAUGAAAUAGGCAUGUUGAAUCAUUUGAGAUUCUUAAGCAUUGGUACAAAAGUUAAAUCUAUGCCUUCAUCUUUCUCAAACCUCUGGAAUCUCGAAACUCUGUUGGUUAAUAACGAAAGAUCAACCUUACUACUAUUACCGAGUUUUUGGGAUCUUGUAAAGUUGUGAGUGCUGUCCGUUGAUGAUUGUUCUUUCUUUGACUUGGAUACAGAUGAAUCAAUACUGAUAGCAGAGGACUCAAAGUUAGAGAACUUGUCAAUAUUAGAGAAACUCUGGCUUUCAAAAGAUACAGAGGAUAUUAUCAAAAGGUUCCCCAAUCUUCAAACGCUUAGAUUUGUUCUCAAGGAAUCAUGCGAUUAUUCAACAGAGCGAUAUUGGUUCCCGAAACUGGAUUUCCUAACUGAACUAGAUUUCCUCUGUGUAAAUUUUGAAAGUUCAAAUGAUAGUGGGCCCUCUUUACUGACAAAUUGGUCAUGGGAUUUUCAUUUUCAUUUCAACUUGAAAACACUGUGGUUGUGCGACUUUCCCCUGACAUCUGAUUCACUAUCAACAAUAGCAGGACUGCACAACCUUAAAGUGUUUGGCCUUAUGAGAACAGUCAUACAGGAGGAAGAAUGGAACAUGGGGGAGAAAGACACCUUUGUGAAUCUCAAAUAUUCGGAGUUGGAAGAAGUAACUCUAGCUAAGUGGGAGUUUGGAGAGGAAUCCUUUCCCGUGUUAGAGAAAUUAGUACUGUCGAGAUGUUGUGAGCUUGAGGAGAUACCGCCUAGUUUUGGCGAUAUUUAUUCAUUGAAAAUUAUCCAACUUAUACAGUGCCCUCAACUUAAAGAUUCUGCUCUAGAGAUUAAACAAUAUGUUGAAGAGAUGGCGGGGGAAGACAGGAUUCAGAUCCUUGGCCAGGAUAAUAUCCCAUUAUCUAAGACAGAUCCUGAGAACUUGAAAGGAAGGGUCAUCCACCGUUCAAAUGCUAGAGAAGACCAGGCCAGCAGUGUGAGAAAUGUCAGCAGAUGAGACAUCAUUAGAAGGUUUGCAAGAACAAUAUGUUCAAAUAGGUGCUAGCUGUACAACAUUUGGCCUCCUGUGCAACAUUGGUUGAAUUUUGUUACUGGGGCCUACUUUGCUGGCGUACAGGCUGAUCCUGACCGAGUUCAGAUAAAUGUGCAGUAUCCUUUUCAAGACUGCUAUCAACUCGAAGGCUUGAGCAGAUUUUGGGACACAGUGCCAGCAUUUUUUUUCACUUAUAUGUCAUGUCCACCAUAGCCUCACAUAUUUGGUUUUCACCCGUGCUACCAUUCGAAUCCCUCAUCUUGGUAAGAUGAUCAGGCAGUCUUACAAAUUGCAGCAGCUGUGGGUGCGUGGUUAUGUUGACGAAAUCGGUCUUGAGGAUAUUGACACCUAUUGUAAGGACCUUGAAACCUUAGGGCAUUUCCUUAUGCGCAAGAACCGAAUGUAUCCUUGACAGAGUGAGGCCUUGUAGCUAUCUCCGCGGGCUUCCCUAAGCUCCACUCAAUUCUAUACUUCUGCCGCAAAAUGACAUUGAAGCACAAAUUUCUGCUGAAUGCCUCUCAAUAUUGAGAGUCUUACCAUUAAAUAGAAAAUACUCAAUGAUUACAUCCCUAAAGAUCCGUCUUCCUAUCCCUAAAGAUUAGCUUUUCUAUCCCACCAAAUCUGCUCUACUAAAGCCACUAUUAUUCUCUUUAAUUACUAAAUCAAAUCUACGUAAUUACACUAAUAUACAACAAUAUAUGGUUACAUUUAAUAUAUACGAUAUUUACAUCAUGCUAACACCUCCCUCAAAUUGAUGCUGGUAGAUCAAGAAGCAUCAAUUUGCCGACUAGAAACUGAUGUCGUUGUCGUGCCAUUGAUUUUAUAAAUACAUCAGCUAUUUGAAGAUCACUGGAUACGUGCGGAAGAGUAAUGACACUUUUAUCUAUAGCUUCUCGUAUAUAAUGACAGUCAUCUUCGAUGUGUUUGGUCCGCUCAUGAUAAACCAAAUUAGUAGCAAUCUGAAUAGCACUUGUAUUGUCAGCAUGGAGAGGAGUAGGAUUAGAUUGAGGAAAUUCAAUCUCAACAAGUAAUCCACGAAGCCACACAAUCUCGGAGCAAACAGUAGACAUUGCUCGAUAUUCAGCCUCUGUUAAAGAUUUUGACACGCGGUCUUUCUUCUUACUCUUCCAAGAUAUCAAAGACUCUCCAAGAAACAUGCACAUGCACCAACCUGUAACCGAACGACGAGUGUCAGAACAUCCUGCCCAAUCAGAAUCACUAAAAGCAUUAAGACGAAUAGGCGAACCACUUGGAAAGAAUAAUACACGAGUAGAUGUUCCUAGGAGAUAUCGAAUGAUGCGACGGACAGCCACCAAAUGAAGAUGACGGGGAGCUUGCAAGAACUGACUAACUUAUUGAACUGCAAAAGAGAUAUCAGGCCUGGUAAUAGUAAGGUAAUUUAAGAUCCCAACUAAUUGUCGGAAUAUAGUUGGAUCAGGAAGAAGAUCGCCUUCCUCCCGGUGAUACUUUACAUUUAAUUCUAAUGGAGUAUCUACAGAGGAGGAAUCCUGAAGUCCUGUCAAAGAAAUCAAAUCUUGGUUAUAUUUGUGUUGAUUUAAAAACACCCCGGAUGAAUCACGAUGAACUUCCAAACCCAAGAAAUAUGUAAGAGUACCAAGAUCUUUCAUAUGAAAAGAAUCCUUAAGUUGCUGUUGCAGGCUAGUGAUUAGUGGAGAAUCAGUUCCUGUAAUAAUAAUGUCAUCUACAUAUACCAAAAGAAGAACACAACCUGUGGAUGUUUUCUGAAGAAACAAAGAUGAGUCAUAUUUGCUCUGCUCAAAAGAGAAUUGUAGCAAAGUAGACCGAAAUUUGUCAAAUCAAGCUCUGGGAGCUUGUUUUAAUCCAUACAAAGACCGCUUCAACUUGCAUACAUUUGAUGUAGGUAAUGAGAACAAACUUGGUGGAGGUUUCAUAUAAAUAUCCUCUUUGAGAUCACCAUGAAGAAAAGCAUUUUUGACAUCCAUUUGAUGAAGAGUCCAGUUUUGUGAAGCAGCAACGGCAAUAAUAGUUCGCACCGUCGUCAUUUUUGCUACCGGUGUAAAAGUCUCUUCAUAGCUCACACCAUACUCCUGCUUGUUACCAAGAACAACCAACCGAGCUUUGUACCGAUCAAGAGUUCCAUCAGAAUGAAGUUUAAUUGAAUAAACUCACUUACAUCCAAUUGGAUGGACAUUUGAAGGACAUGAAACAAUAUCCCAUGUGCCAUUUUCUUUAAGACCCAAAAGUUCUUCCUCCAUUGCCUUCUGCCAACAUUCAUGCUUAGAAGCUUGUGAGUAACAAGUUGGAACAAAAAUAGUGGAUAAAGUAGAUGAAAAGUCAUACCAAUUAGGAGUAUGAGAUACUAUCGUAGAUCGCCGAGUGGGCUCAAGAGGAGCAGGUCUUGAAGAAUUCUCAGAUUCUAGUUGUGGAGCAGUUUCAGGUGGCGGAUCAAUAUCAGGAAGGGGUAAAGUUGGCAUCGACGUUCGUACACAAAUCCAGGUUUGAACCUAUUAGAAGAAGAUGACAAAUCCUCAAAAGUAGGAAGAAGAUGAGAAGCAGGAGAUAACUCAACAUGAGUAGGAAAAAAAACUGAUUCUCAAAGAAAACAACAUUUCUAGAAACUUGAAAUUUAUUAGAACAUGGAUCAUAACAGAAAAAAAACUUUUUGUGAAGUACUAUAACCCAUAAAAACAUAUUUAGUAGACUGAGCAGAAAGUUUAUUACGCUGAGAAAGAGGAAGAUGCACAAAACAAAUACAAUCAAAUGUAUGAAAAUUAUCAUAGCUUGGAUUUUUGUGAUAAAGACGAAAAUAUGGAGAUUCAAGAUUUAAGACAUUAGAUGGUAGUCUAUUAAUUAAGUAAACAGCAAUAGACAAAGCUUCCACCCAUUACUUAGAUGGAACAGAGGACUCAAUCAAUAAAGUACGAGUAACAUCUAAAAGAUGACGAUUUUUAUGUUCAACAAUCUCAUUUUGUUGUGGUGUAUAUGGACAAGAGCGCUGUGAGACAAUUCCUUUUUUAAGCAAAAAAAUUUUAAACUCAUAAGACAUAUAUUCUCCACCAGAAUCAGAUUUUAAUAAUUUGAUGCAAGUAGAAAAUUGAGUCUCAAUAUAGACCAAAAAUGUCUUGAAUACGAAAAAUACCUCAGAUUUGGAACGAAGAAAAUAUACCCACGUAAAUCGACUAUAAUCAUCUAUAAAUGUCACAAAGUACUUGAAAUGAGCAUGAGAAACAAUUGGUGAAAUACCCCAAACAUCACUAUGAAUGACAUCAAAACACUUUGUAGCACGACUACCAAAAUUAGAAAAAUGAAGAAUUUUUCUCUUGCCUAAUUUACAAGUAGAACAAUCAAAGGAAGCAUUAGAAAAUUGAUUUUUGUUCCCCAAUAAACCCGAAUUUGAUAAAUGAGAUAACACAAUAGAAUUUGGAUUUCCUAAGCGCUUAUGCCAUACCUCAGUCUUAGUAGGUGUAGAAGUACAAGCAAAUGAUAGAAC